UCCGGCGCGGCGGAGGCAGUUCCGGUGUGGCGGCGGCGGGGCUGCGGGCAGGAUGGUGCUGCUCCACGUGCUGUUCGAGCACGCCGCCGGGUACGCGCUGUUCGCCGUGCGGGAGGUGGAGGAGAUCAGCCUGCUGCUGCCGCAGGUGGAGCAGAGCGUCCUGACCCUCGGCAAGUUCCACAACGUGGUGAAGCUCGUGGCCUUCAGCCCCUUCCGCUCCGCCCAGAGCGCCCUGGAGAACAUGAACGCCGUCUCCGAGGGGAUCCUCCACGAGGAUCUGCGGCUCCUGCUGGAGACCUCCAUGCCGGCCAAGAAGAAGAAGGCGCUGCUGGGGGUGGCGGACCCCAAGAUCGGCGCGGCCAUCCUGGAGGAGCUGGGCUACCAGUGCCAGACCGGGGGGGUGGUGGCCGAGAUCCUGCGGGGCAUCCGGCUGCACUUCCACGCCCUGGUGAAGGGUCUGACGGCUCAGUCGGCCUCCAAGGCCCAGCUGGGGCUGGGGCACAGCUACUCCCGGGCCAAGGUCAAGUUCAACGUCAACCGCGUGGACAACAUGAUCAUCCAGUCCAUCAGCCUGCUAGACCAGCUGGACAAGGACAUCAACACCUUCUCCAUGCGAGUCCGGGAGUGGUACGGGUACCACUUCCCCGAGCUGAUCAAGAUCGUCCCCGAGAACUUCACCUACUGCCGGGUGGCCAAGUUCAUCGGGAACCGCCGGGAGCUGAGCGAGGAGAGCCUGGAGGGGCUGGAGGAGAUCCUCAUGGACAGCGCCAAGGCCCGGGCCGUGCUGGAGGCCUCCCGAUCAUCCAUGGGGAUGGACGUCUCCCCCCUCGACCUCAUCAACAUCGAGAGCUUCUCCAGCCGCGUCAUCUCGCUGUCCGAGUACCGCCGGGGGCUGCAGGAGUACCUGCGCUCCAAGAUGAGCCAGGUGGCCCCCAGCCUCUCCGCGCUCAUCGGGGAGGUGGUGGGCGCCCGCCUCAUCUCUCACGCCGGCAGCCUGACCAACCUGGCCAAGUACCCGGCCUCCACCGUGCAGAUCCUGGGGGCAGAGAAAGCCCUCUUCAGGGCUCUGAAGACGCGUGGGAACACCCCCAAGUACGGGCUCAUCUUCCACUCCACCUUCAUCGGGCGGGCAGCAGCCAAGAACAAGGGGCGCAUCUCCCGGUACCUGGCCAACAAAUGCACCAUUGCCUCCCGCAUCGACUGCUUCUCAGAAGUCCCCACCAGUGUCUUUGGGGACAAGCUGCGGGAGCAGGUGGAGGAGCGUUUGGCGUUCUACGAGACGGGGGAGCCCCCCCGCAAGAACCUGGAGGUGAUGAAGGAGGCAGUGGUGGAGGCGAGUGAGGUGGUGGCUGAGGUGAAGAGGAAGCAGGAGAAGAAGGAGAAGAAGAGGAAAAAACGUGAGAAAAAACGUCUGGAGGCUCUGGCAGCGGCUGCUGAGGAGACAGAGAACUCGGUGGUGGAGGAGAACAACGUGGAGCUCAAGAAAAAGAAGAAAAAGAAGCAUCAGGAGCCAGAGGCUGAGUCCGAGCCCGAGGAGAACGGGCUGGAGGAGGAGGAAGAGGAGGAGGAAGAGGCAGUGCCCAAGAAGAAACGGAAAGUGAGGGCGGAGGCGGGGGAGGAGGAGGAGAAGAAGAGGAAGAAGAAGAAGAAAGUGUCCAGGGCUUCGGACUCAGAGUAGGGGCAGCAGGCUGGAGCCGAGCUGUGCUCCAGCAGGACAGACUGAGGAGGGACUGACAGACAGGAGGGCAGCAGCCUCCCCACCCCCCCGGCGUUUUGUGCUGGGGGGGGAGCCACAUUUUAAGGCGGUUUUGGCCCUUCCGGACCCAGCCGGGUCCCUGCGGCCACCCCGGGGCAGCCCUGGAGCUGGUGCUGAGCCCGGCCCCGGGGCUGUGUGUGUGUGGGGUGCCAGCAGACCACCCCGCGUUGUGACCCCCCCCUCAAUAAAGGGCUGAGGGUGUUGCUGAUCCUGA
Molecule: messenger RNA, 1970 nt
Organism: Calypte anna (Anna's hummingbird)
Lineage: Eukaryota; Metazoa; Chordata; Aves; Apodiformes; Trochilidae
Gene: NOP56
Product: NOP56 ribonucleoprotein
Exons: 12
Coding region: 53-1678 (541 amino acids)
Cellular component (GO): small-subunit processome; box C/D methylation guide snoRNP complex
Molecular function (GO): snoRNA binding
Source: RefSeq, a predicted model, not a curated record